AAAGCCAGAAUAAAAAAAAACAAAUUCAAUCAACAAAUUGAUAUUGCGACACAGUCAGCGAUAUAUAGAUAAUUCACGCCGCAAGUAUUAUUGAACUAAAAAACAUUACUCAGAAGAUAACAGCAAUUAUAUUACAAUAAACGUUAUGACGAUAUUUCACGACGAAGUAGAAAUUGAAGAUUUCGAGUACGAUGAGGACGAUGAAAUGUACUAUUACCCCUGCCCAUGUGGAGACCGAUUUCAGAUUAGUAAGGAAGAACUUAUGGCCGGUGAAGAAGUAGCUACGUGCCCCAGCUGUUCUCUCGUCGUCAAAGUUAUAUAUGAUUUGGACAAAUUCAAAGCUGAAGCUGAGGAAAAGAAUAUCGAGGAUGGUGAUAAAGAAACUGUUAAAGUGUAACAAACUGCAGUGGUGACAUGAUAGUGCCAUUGAAUAAUAUGUUGCUGUAAACAGCAUUGACAUGGAAGUUGAGUUCCACAGCACAAGGAGAGAUUAUGAAAACUGUGUUUUCUAUGAUGACUUUUUGAACCAAGUUCAAUACAUA
Messenger RNA from Chilo suppressalis (striped riceborer), 542 nucleotides. The record is from the annotation of a GenBank genome assembly. Lineage: Eukaryota; Metazoa; Arthropoda; Insecta; Lepidoptera; Crambidae.